Musa acuminata AAA Group (dessert banana) is the source of this 2084-nucleotide messenger RNA. RefSeq names its product homeobox protein knotted-1-like 13. Gene Ontology annotation, biological process: regulation of transcription by RNA polymerase II. Bases 1007 to 1984 code for a protein of 325 amino acids. The transcript has 6 exons. The record is from RefSeq and is a predicted model, not a curated record. Lineage: Eukaryota; Viridiplantae; Streptophyta; Magnoliopsida; Zingiberales; Musaceae. Gene Ontology annotation, cellular component: nucleus. Gene Ontology annotation, molecular function: DNA-binding transcription factor activity, RNA polymerase II-specific; RNA polymerase II cis-regulatory region sequence-specific DNA binding.
GAUCCUCGCUGAAGGCCAUGGCCAUCUCCUACGGUGCCCACCUUCUGGACCACACUCGCUCAGAUCCAUGAAGAAUACUUGAAGCCGUCCUCCCCGAGCACCCAAAGAUGCUUUAAGCAGAGCCAUUUGCCCUGCUUCCUUUCGUUCAUUCCUUCCCACCACAGACAUCAUAACACAGUAGUCCUCUUCGUCAUGAACGAUCCCUCAUUCCACUGCGUCCAAAUGAACCUAAGGCCCACAAGGCUGCUGAUUCCCCAACACCUUCAGUGUCUCAUUCUUUUCCCUCCCUUCUCUCAGACUGACGGUCAUCAGUCCUCGUUUGGAAACUUAGCUGGUGGUGGUGAUCCGAUGGCGCAGGUAGGUGGAUCAUUCCGCACGAGAUACGAGGCGCCUGUGGGAGAGAACCUUUUCCCUUUGGCACGGCACGCGCUGAACUGCAACUACCUACUACAGUGUCACUGGCAUUGUGGAACCUGGAUGCCUUAAUGAUGUGCUAUGGAGUGCAGUGUCACUGGCAUUGUGGAACCUGGAUGCCUUAAUGAUGUGCUAUGGAGUGGAACCGCUGCCUUCGAGACCAUCUGUUUCGAGACCAUGGUAAUAAAUGCAAGCAACUUUUUGCAGAAAUGGAGUCAAUUGACCGAGAAAGACGGAGAAGAAAGAGAGGAUAUGUCGCUAACCUUCCCAUGAAUGAGUCUGUGGUUUACUGUUAAAUAUAUGCUACUAUGUCUCUCAGUUCUUCAGUGUUACGGUGGGAGAGGAGAGGAGAGAGAGAGAGAGAGAGAGGAUGUUGGCCGCCGACAAGAUGUCGGAUUUGGUGUCAUCGCUGAAACCUGACGGGGUGUCAUCGAGAGAUUCGCCCGACCUAGCAUAGGAAUGGUGGCAUAGUUUGCCUGCUUUCGUUACAUCUAUAUUUAUCUUGGAUUCCUUUGACUCCACUCGUCCCCGUCGCUCUCCCAAGUUUGCUGCUUCGACGUCGUCGCCGCGAGAGGUGUUGGGGCGGUGACGGAUGAUGGAGGAGCUCCACCACCAGUUCUCGCACGUCAUGCCGCCACCCCCGGUGCCGCAGCAGCAGGGCGGCCAGCGCGGGUGCCUCCUCCCCUCGUCGCCGGGAGAUGGUGGCGCAGGAGAGGAGGAGGAGGCAUCGGCGGCGGGGGAGACGGAGAGGGCCAGGUGCAAGGCGAAGAUUGUGGGGCACCCCUUGUUCGAGCAGGUGCUGUCGGCCCACGUGGCGUGCCUGCGGAUCGCCACGCCGGUAGACCAGCUGCCGAGGAUCGAGGCCCAGCUCUCCCAGUCCCACCACGUCGUCGCCAAGUACACGGCCGCCGCCGCCUCCUCCGCCGGUGCUAACCCAGACAACAGGGAACUCCAUCAAUUCAUGGCAAACUAUGUGUUGUUGCUCUGUUCCUUCAAGGAGCAACUACAGCAGCAUGUUCGUGUCCACGCAAUGGAUGCGGUGAUGGCCUGUUGGGAGCUUGAGCAGAACCUGCAAAGCUUGACCGGUGUCUCUCCAGGUGAAGGGACCGGCGCGACCAUGUCCGAUGACGAGGAAGAUGAAGAAGACGGCGACGUCACCCUGUUCGACGCAAGUUUGGAUGGAACUGAGGACAUGGGGUUUGGUCUUCCCACCGAGAGAGAGCGCUCCUUGAUGGAACGCGUCAGGCAGGAGCUGAAGCAUGAGCUGAAGCAGGGCUACAAAGAGAAGCUUAUGGACAUCAGAGAAGAGAUACUACGGAAGCGAAGAGCUGGGAAGCUGCCAGGAGACACUACUAAUCUUCUGAAAGCAUGGUGGCAGUCCCACUCCAAAUGGCCUUACCCUACUGAAGAUGACAAGGCUCGACUGGUGCAGCAAACAGGGUUGCAACUGAAGCAGAUCAACAACUGGUUCAUCAACCAAAGGAAGAGGAACUGGCAGAGCAACCCUUCCCCCUCUACUUCUCUCAAGAGUAAACGUAAGAGGGUGACGACAAUGCCCGAAGCUUCAUGAAGAAUUGAUCAUGUCCUCCUAACUUCCAAAUGUUUGUUCUCUGGGAAGGCUAAGUUGUAAUGUUGCUGCUUACUAAAGCAUUCAGUAUGUGGACUUGUUA